This is a messenger RNA of Cololabis saira (Pacific saury), 2109 nucleotides long. It is a transcript of the gene atp6ap1b, whose product is annotated as ATPase H+ transporting accessory protein 1b. The transcript has 10 exons. NCBI's taxonomy places the organism in Eukaryota, Metazoa, Chordata, Actinopteri, Beloniformes, Belonidae. The coding region runs from base 24 to 1364 and encodes 446 amino acids. Gene Ontology annotation, cellular component: proton-transporting V-type ATPase complex. The record is from RefSeq and is a predicted model, not a curated record.
ACGUGACGGCGGCAGCAGCGAACAUGGCAGGACCGAACUGUCUCCAACUUUCGGCUUUAAUCGCCUUUUUCCUGGUCUUUUCAGCUUCUGGGAGCGUCACCACACAAGUGCCAUUUCUUAUGUGGUCAAGUGGCGGCUUCCCGGCGCUGAAGCCUCCUGCAGCCGGCCACGUCACAUCCAACGGAGAGCUGUCUGCUUACCUCAGCACUGUGUUUGGCUCCGGCCCCCACACCGUGCUGCUGUUUCUGCAGGACAAGUUAAGCAAAGAUGACUUCACAGUCUUUGGCGGGGCAUAUGGAGACAAGCAGGACAGCGCCUUUAAGAACCUUGAAGAUGCGCUCCAGUCCUCGUCCUCGUCGGUGGUUCUUCCUGCCCUGGAGUGGGUGGACGUCGCUACCAUCCCCGCUCUCCUGCAAGAGAAACUUAACGUUUCACCUCUGCUCGUAGAUCCAGACAGUCUGUCAGACCUGACCAUUGACACAUCUGUCAGCAAUCUGCUGCUCAUCAAUCUGCCUUACUGCAGCGGCUUACGCAAGUCAUGCAGAGAAAUCCUGCUUGAAAAUGAUGAAAUUAUGGAAAAAGUUUCAAGUUCUGUGAAAACUAGAGAUGUUCCAUUCACAGCCAUUUACACAGGACUUCAGCCUUCCAGAGUGAUUUCUGAAACAUCUGUGCCAAAGCAGCAAGUUGGGCGGUCGUUGCUCCAAGCGGUUGAUCCCGUCGUCAAGGCUCCCAUCAUGUUUAAUUCAUCAGCCGGUCCCUGCAUCAUGCUGUGGGCUCAGAAUCUCAAUGUCAGCCUCUCGCCGUCUGCAGGAUGGGUCAACCUCGCUGCAGAAACCCCCAGCAUGACGGGAUCCAUGUGUAACAGCAGCAACUCACUGCUUGUGCUCAGUUAUGCAUCGGGUUACACGCUGAGUUUCGCCAUGAGUCAGCGCUUCUAUUCGGUGUCUGCACGGAACUGGUUCACUCUGGACUCUGUGCAGCUGCAAGCGAACGGGCUAACCGAGUCCUUCGUUGGGAGGCGCAACAUCUCCGCCCCUGCAGAGUAUUCCUUCCACUGCCAGUCCGUCAACACCUUCAGAGAAGGCCUGCUCGUCCCCAGAGACUCCAACCAGAACUCAUCACAGUGGAGGCUCAACUUUGUCGACUUCCAGAUUCAGGGCUUUGGUUUGGCCAACGGAACCAACUUCUCCUACGCCAGCGACUGUGCCGGCUUCUUCACCGCGGGGAUCUGGAUGGGCCUGCUCACCUCACUGCUCAUGCUGCUCAUCUUUGUGUACGGCUUACAUAUGAUCAUGCAACUUAAUACCAUGGAUCGAUUCGAUGACCCCAAAGGUCCGUCGAUUUCAGUGCCACAAUCAGAAUGAAAGCCUUUAGACGUACAUGUGCACUCCGCCACUGCAGUGCCUUUCUCUCUUCAUUACUGUAGACCCUGGAGAUACUUCCUUUACCAUGUUGUUUUUAUGUGUUUAGAACUCUGCAUCUUUCCUUUUGAAAUUCUUUAUAAUUCUUUCCAGGUUUCGGUAUACUUUCCCUUUCCAGGGCACAUUCCAUUUCAUCUCUCCGUAUCUGUACAUGCCAAAACUGAUUUUGACUUAAUAUGCCCAAAUGGUACAGUGAAUAACCCCCCUAAAUAUUUUAGAUUCUUACCAGGGAAAGCCUUCUUUGCCAAAAAGAACAGAAUUCCUGAAUGCUGCAUUGAAUCGUUUCAGACCUGUCAGUUCCUACCUUUUUAAUUGUUGUUUUUUAACUACCAUAAAGACUACUGGUGAAGAAAUACAUUUGUGUAUAUAAUGGUUUAUCAAAGAUUACUGGAUGUGUUCUGUUCUUCAGGCCUUCAGGUGAUUUUAGUUUUGUUGUCACUGUCAGGGUUCAGUCACAUGAGUUCACUACUGCAAUAACACAUUCUCUUGACAAGUAACUUAUGUUUUUAUAAAAAAAACACCUUGUCUCUUAAAGUGCCCUUAAAGUUUACCCUUGGUCCAAGUGCUAUAAACUAAUUUAAAAAAAAGACUGUGCCUCAGUUCAGCUUUUGUUAAACAAAGAUGUGCAAUUGCCAUGACAUGUACUGUACAUUGCCUUUAAUAGCAAAUAAACAGAAUUCUACAUUGA